This is a messenger RNA of Aspergillus bombycis, 591 nucleotides long. RefSeq names its product vacuolar morphogenesis protein AvaB. The coding region runs from base 1 to 591 and encodes 196 amino acids. Lineage: Eukaryota; Fungi; Ascomycota; Eurotiomycetes; Eurotiales; Aspergillaceae. The record is from RefSeq and is a predicted model, not a curated record. Gene Ontology annotation, biological process: vesicle-mediated transport; endosomal vesicle fusion; autophagy. Gene Ontology annotation, cellular component: cytoplasm; fungal-type vacuole membrane. The transcript is spliced from 3 exons.
AUGGGUCAGCACAGGCAGGCCCUGGAAAUCUAUGUCUUCAAAUUGGAGGAUUAUGCGAAGGCGGAAGAGUAUUGUAACCAUUUCCAUAAGACGGAGGAUGUAACUGCCGAAGCCGCACCUUUAUCGGUGGUUGACUCCGGUGAUAAACCAUCUAUACAUCUGACUCUACUGUCGCUGUAUCUCACUCCACCUCAUGGAUAUGAGCGCCGAUAUGGGCCUGCGCUGGAGAUACUUGCAAAGCACGGAUCUCGUCUUCCACCAAGUUCAGCAUUAGAGCUGAUCCCCGAGUCACUGCCUGUUAAAGAACUUGACUUUUAUUUCAAGGGCCGUAUGCGGGCAGCCACCUCGGCGUUAAACGAAAGUCGAAUUGUGGCCAGUUUGCAGAAAGCUCAGAAGUUCAAGACCGAAGCGCAGCUCAUGGUGGGUGAAGGGACGGACGGAAAGUCAUGCAGAAUGAGACAUGUCACCAUCACCGAGGAAAGGAUAUGUGGCAUCUGUCACAAGCGUAUCGGUGGCAGUGUGAUUAAUGUGUUCCCAGAUAAUACUGUUGUCCACCUUGGCUGUGCCAAUCGUGCAUCCGCUGCUUCAUGA